Messenger RNA from Lachancea thermotolerans CBS 6340, 720 nucleotides. It is a transcript of the gene CAX4, whose product is annotated as dolichyldiphosphatase. NCBI's taxonomy places the organism in Eukaryota, Fungi, Ascomycota, Saccharomycetes, Saccharomycetales, Saccharomycetaceae. The transcript has a single exon. Gene Ontology annotation, biological process: lipid biosynthetic process; protein N-linked glycosylation. Gene Ontology annotation, molecular function: dolichyldiphosphatase activity. Gene Ontology annotation, cellular component: endoplasmic reticulum membrane; intracellular membrane-bounded organelle. The record is from RefSeq and is a predicted model, not a curated record. Bases 1 to 720 code for a protein of 239 amino acids.
AUGAAUGUCUCUGCAGUGACGCUGGAUCCAAUUUUGAUUCCAUUCGAUGAUACGUACAUCUUGUAUGAUCCUAAUGACGUGAUUUCAUACGUUUUGGUUUACUACUCACUAUUGCCAAUUGGAAUCUUGAUCUUCUACUUCUCGUGGUUCAUCUCUUCCAGAGAGCUUGAGGCGGUGAUCAUAGCUGGAGGUCAGGUCGUGAACGAGGCCUUGAACAACAUAAUAAAAAACAUUAUAAAGGAGCCAAGACCAGCCUCUAUCGGGAGUUCUUUUCAAAAGGACACAAUCAGAUCCGCCUAUGGAAUGCCUAGCGCGCAUUCGCAGUUCAUGGGCUUUUUCGUGAUGUACUGGUCCCUUAAGGUUGUUCUUCACUGGCGCGGGCUCUCCAACGCAAGGAAGCUCUCCAGCAUUCUGGCAAUGGGCUUCACUACAGUUAUGGUUGCUGUUUCUCGUAUUUAUCUUGGCUACCACACUGCGUUUCAAGUAUGUGUGGGAGUUGCGCUAGGAGGGUUUUUUGGAUCAAUGUACUAUAUGGCUGUGGGCAUUGUUAGAUACAUGGGUUUGAUAGAUUGGAUCUUGGGAUGGCCCUUUUGUAAGCGGUUGUGGGUUAAAGAUUCGUUCAACACAAACUCGCUUAGUUUGCACGAUGAGUACGAAGCUUGGAUGCAUAGAUAUAGCCAAGCUCGCGGAAAGUCAAACCUUGCUAAGAAGGAUUUGUAG